Sitophilus oryzae (rice weevil) is the source of this 2643-nucleotide messenger RNA. Its product is annotated as ATP-binding cassette sub-family G member 4-like. Gene Ontology annotation, cellular component: plasma membrane. The transcript has 12 exons. Lineage: Eukaryota; Metazoa; Arthropoda; Insecta; Coleoptera; Curculionidae. The record is from RefSeq and is a predicted model, not a curated record. Gene Ontology annotation, molecular function: ATP hydrolysis activity; ABC-type transporter activity; ATP binding. The coding region runs from base 191 to 2116 and encodes 641 amino acids.
CCAAUAAGCUGAAGAGCGCAUUGUGAUGCUUUAUUUUGUUUGCCAAGUUUGAAACUGGCUCCAGUUCAGUUGUAGUUGUUUGUUGUUUAUUUCUGCACAACACGGACACAUCGGUGCGCUGGACCAUCAUUAGUAAAAGUGUACGUUUUGUCGAUUCGCAAACUAAGGUUAUUUAUGUGAUUUUUUUGCCAUGGAGAAACAACUGUUAAACUGCUACAAAAAGUCAAGAAACUUGGAUAUCGAAUUCGAAAAUGUUUGGCUGAGUGUAAAAUGGAAAAAUGCGUAUAAAAAGAUUAUUAGAGGAGUCUCCGGAAAAUUUAAGUCAGGCGAACUCACAGCCAUUAUGGGACCAUCAGGUGCCGGAAAAACAUCUUUGUUGAAUAUAUUAACUGGAUAUCAAAAAUCUGGUAUUCAAGGUAUUAUAAAAUGUAGUAAUGAAAGAGGAAAAAAGAGGAAAAAAGCUAGUUCUGAUUAUAGAAAUUAUUCCUGUUACAUUCUACAGGAUGACCACUUACUAGAUUACUUUACUGUUUAUGAGAUAAUGUAUUAUACUACUAAAUUAAAAAUUGGAGGGUUAUCUAGAGAAGAAAAUGAUUUUCUGAUAGACGAUAUAUUAUCAACUCUUGGAUUAAUAAAACAGAAAAGAACACCAUGUGGAAGUUUAUCGGGGGGACAAAAGAAGAGAUUAUCAAUUGCGCUGGAACUGAUCGAUGAUCCGCCCAUAAUGUUUUUAGAUGAACCCACAACCGGAUUAGAUAGUAAUUCUUCCAGACAAUGCAUAGAAAUGUUAAAAUCACUGGCCCAAAAAGGACGGACAAUUAUAUGUACAAUACAUCAACCCAGUGCACCGCUUUACAUGACUUUCGAUCACGUGUAUAUAAUGGCUCAAGGAAAAUGUAUAUAUCAAGGCUUGCCACAGAAUACAAUUUCUUUUCUUGCCUCAGCUGGUUACAUUUGUCCACAGUAUCAUAAUCCGGCAGAUUUUUUAAUGGAAGUAGCAAAUGGAGAAUAUGGGGAUUCAGUUGAUAUAUUGUCCCUUGCCAAAGAAAGCUGUUUAUGUAAAGUUGAAAAUGUAUUACAAUAUGACCAGAAUAGCAAUGAAACGUGGAAGAGAGAUAGCUGUCAUCCCUCUUCGUUCUACACGAAUUAUAGUACAAUAUCCGCAAGUGAAGGUAACUUUAUAAAGGAGCAGAAAGACAAAGAAAAAGAUAUGUCCAUUGAACCAGCUAUAAUAACACGUGAAAUUUUAUUAGAAGACCCCGAAUGUUGCAUUCGAAAGAAACCAUCAGAAUGGACACGGUUUCUGGUCUUGUUUCAAAAACAGUUAAUUUAUUUCUACAGGGACUGGACAGUUGCCAGAAUAAAACUUAUACUACAUUUUUUGGUAGGAAUAUUCUUGGGCGUAACCUUUCAAAACAGCGGAUACAAUGCAUCAAAAUUUAUCACUAAUCUAUCUUUCUUUAUGGUUAGCGUUGUAUAUUUAAGUUAUACCGCUCUCAUGCCAGCAGCUUUAAGAUUUCCCUCCGAAUUAAAGAUUCUAAGAAAAGAACAUUUUAACCGUUGGUACAAGCUCAGAACAUAUUAUGCCUCGUUCCUAGCAGCCGAUUUUCCCCUCCAGAUUUUGUUUACUUUGGCCUACACAAUAGGAUCUUAUACAAUAAGUUCACAACCUUUAGAGAUUCGCCGAUUUUUAAUGGUAUUUUUAAUACAUUCUAUGGCAACUUUAGUAUCUGCGGGCAUUGGAACUAUGUUUGGAACAAUUGUUAACCCAGUGAACGGAACAUUCCUUGGAGCUAUUCUCACAGCAGUUAACAUCUGUUUCGGUGGAUUUCUAUGUUUGUUCCCUCAAAUGAACAAUGUGAUGUAUUACUUAUCAAAUUUAUCAUAUAUGAGAUUCUGCAUGGAAAGUAUCUUGCAAGCUAUUUACGGUUUCAAUAGAGGAAAGCUAAUUUGUCCAGAAGAAGAAGAAUAUUGUAUGUUUACCAAUCCAAACGAAGUUCUGCAUGAAAUUGGUAUGGAUGAAUGCAGUUACUGGACGGAUUUUGGUUGGCUUAUAGUAAAUUUACUUGUAUUUAGAUUGCUAGGUUACUGUGCUUUAAAAUAUAAAGUGAAGUAACAUGUAUUAAAAUGUCGUUUUGAAGAUGUCAUACUUAAGUAUUCCUAGUUACAACUAACUUAAUAUAUUUUUAGUUUCAUUUGUAUAUAUAAAUAGUGUCUAAAUAUUUUAGAUAUUAAUCAAUCAACAUGCGACGAAAAAUUAAUUUCCUUGCCUUCAGUAAUAAUAUUAAAAGUAGAAUAAUCUAAUAAUCAGUGUACGAGGAAAUAGAAAAGCGCAAUACAUUUUUUUGAUUGAUUUUGAAAUAUUUAAACAUUAGCAUUAUAAUUAAUACUGACUGCGUAUUGUGAUAAGUUUUUAGUGAUUUAAAUAGUUCAAUUGUAAUUUUUAGUCGAGGAAAAAUGGUGAUAAAGUAAUUCAUUUUAUGUUUUAAGCAUCCAAUUUAGUGUAUGUAGGUAUUUAUAAUAAAUUAUAUUUAAGUGUUUAAAUGUGAAAACAAAUUUUUCAUAACUGUUUUAUAGUUAUGAUUUAUAUUUUUUUUUAUAUUGAAUAUUAUAUUUUGUAAAUAAAACAAUUUUGGUGUCUUA